AUUGCGCUGCUCUUCAGCUGGGGCUUGCAUUGCCAUGAUCACUAUUCACUCGAGACCGUCAUCGUAGUUUCCCCUUCGAUAUAUAAUCAGCGCAGCACAGUCACCCUCAGCAUCGAUCAGUUACUAUACAAAUCACAAUGCCGUCUUUCCUAGCGAGAAGCCUCGUCCUAGGCUGCUGCCUGAUGAUCCUUGUGAUCCUCCUGCCAUCCCCAGGCUCGGCCCUGGGUCUGCUCCGGCCGCAGCCGAGCCUCAACUUCACCAUCGGCGUGGAGGGCGUCGUGUGGUGCAAGAGCUGCCGGUACCCCGGCUACGUCGAGUCCAGGGACGCGUCGCCUCUCCGGAACGCGUCGGUGCUGCUGCGGUGCCGGCACGGCCACCGGGCGCUGUCGGUGUGGAACACCACGAACGCGCAGGGCUACUUCCUGAUCCAGACGGGGACGCAGGCGGCGCCCUUCACGAGCAACAACUGCAAGGUGUACGUGCCGCGGUCGCCGGCGCGCGGGUGCCGCGUGGCCGUCAGCCCCCGCCGGAAGAAGGGGUCGCCGCUCAAGUUCCGCAGGUUCGUCACGCUCACCGACGGCCUGCAGGCGCGCUACUCCGCCGGCCGCUUCACGUUCGCGCCGCAGGACCCAUCCAAGUGUUGAUACAAAAACUGACCGUGACCGACGGCUUCCAAUUUGGGCUCGAUCGUCGCGCGCGUCGCAUUCAGGGGCUGUAAACUGGUAUAGUAAUAACUAAUAAUAAAGGUCAUGAAGCCGAUGUAUCUUUGUGCUUCGUUCCUGUACGUGUUGCUCGAUGGGUUCGGGAAAGCACAUCUGAACGUGUGCUGCGUCGU
Sorghum bicolor (sorghum) is the source of this 835-nucleotide messenger RNA. Its product is annotated as non-classical arabinogalactan protein 30. The transcript has 2 exons. NCBI's taxonomy places the organism in Eukaryota, Viridiplantae, Streptophyta, Magnoliopsida, Poales, Poaceae. Bases 138 to 644 code for a protein of 168 amino acids. The record is from RefSeq and is a predicted model, not a curated record.